AUGUCCGCUGUUCCAUCAGACACUCCAGCUCCGGCGACCGCUCCUACGAACGGUGAGCCUGUCAUUACUGAGAAGGCACAAGUGCCAGCUGAGGCCGAGACUACAGCUCCAGCACAACCUACUGAACAAGCACCCCCCACCACCGAAACCGCAGUGGAUGCUCCAGCUCGCGAGACCAUCGAGAGCUUGAACCUCCCAUUAUCCGCCGCCGAUGGCCUCAUCCAGAAACCCUUCAGCCGCCCCGUCGACACUUCGAAACCUCCAGCACCUGCCGAAUUGACCGCAGAUCAACAAACCAAAUACGACAGCGUCCUAAAGUCCGUUUCCGAAUGGACCGAAGUCCCCACCACAUCAGCCAAGGGCUCUCCCACGGCCCCCAUCACAGACGAUGAGCGUAUGUUCCUCACCCGCGAGUGUCUCCUCCGAUAUCUGCGCGCCACGAAAUGGAACGGCCCCGAAGCCGUUGCUCGCUUGCAGCGCACCCUCUCCUGGCGCCGGGAGUACGGGGUCGAGAAAUUGACACCCGACCAUAUUUCCAUUGAGAACGAGACAGGGAAGCAGGUGCUGCUGGGCUUCGAUAUCCACGGACGGCCGUGCUUGUAUCUUCUUCCAUCGAGGCAGAACACGGAAAAGAGCGAUCGUCAGAUUCAGCAUCUGGUGUUUAUGCUGGAGCGAUGCAUUGAUCUCAUGCCUGCCGAUCAGGAGACGUUGGCUCUUAUUGUGAAUUUCAGUGAGACCAAGUCCGGGCAGAAUGCUAGUAUCGGUCAGGCGAGGGAGACGGUGCAUUUCUUGCAGAACCAUUAUCCUGAGAGGCUGGGUAGGGCUUUGGUCAUCAAUAUGCCCUUUAUCAUCCUGGGCUUCUUCAAGAUCAUCACACCCUUCCUUGACCCUGUUACUCGCGAAAAGCUCAAGUUCAACGAGGACUUGAAGAAACACGUCCCACCCAACCAGCUGUUGAACUCUGUUGGUGGCGAAGUCGACUUCAAAUACGACCACUCGGCCUACUGGCCUGCGCUGAACAAACUCGCUGAGAUCAAGCGCACAGAGUACCGCGAACGCUGGAUCCAAGGUGGAAAGCGCAUUGGAGAGUACGAGAACUAUCUCAAGACCGGCACCAGCCCGAGCUUGUCCCAGCGGGAGCGUAAGACCAACGGUGCUGCCGAAACUACUGCCAAUCCUUAA
Molecule: messenger RNA, 1182 nt
Organism: Aspergillus calidoustus
Lineage: Eukaryota; Fungi; Ascomycota; Eurotiomycetes; Eurotiales; Aspergillaceae
Source: the annotation of a GenBank genome assembly